Linum tenue is the source of this 3176-nucleotide messenger RNA. Lineage: Eukaryota; Viridiplantae; Streptophyta; Magnoliopsida; Malpighiales; Linaceae. The record is from the annotation of a GenBank genome assembly.
AGCUGCUGUUGGCUCUCUAUCCCAAAACUUACUCUCCGCCUCUCUCUCUCUCUAGCUUGCGCGCGCCUUUCCUUCUCUUAUAUCAUUCAUUCAGCAAGCGCAGCAUGAACUCCAUCUCCACCCCACCAUCAUAAUCGCCACAGCUCUAUCUGGACUGCUUCAACCUCACAAAUUCAGACCCCUCUCUCUCUCUCUAUCGUAGCCUAAUUCUCAAUUAAUCCCCUGCCCCCAAAAUCAGUUGAGCAGAGUACUGCAACAAAUGAAAAUGGUGCCCAGCUCCGGCGCCGGCGCCGGCGGAAGGAAAGUGCUGGUCGGAGUGAAGUUAGACUCCCCGAGCAGGGAGCUACUGACUUGGGCUCUCGUCAAAGUUGCCGAGCCUGGGGAUGUCGUCAUUGCCCUCCAUGUCCUCGGCAGUAAUGAAAUUGUGGAUCGGGAAGGCAAGUCGCCACUUCUCUCCCUUGUGAAAGCUUUUGACUCCAUUCUCGCCGUCUAUGAAGGCUUCUGCAACUUGAAGCAGGUGGAUCUGAAGCUAAAGAUUUGCAGAGGAUCAUCAAUUCGGAAAAUACUGGUUCGAGAAGCAAAUUCAUACACAGCAACAAAACUCAUACUUGGAGCUGCCCCAAAUUACACAGUCCGCUCGCCGACCUCCGUGGCCAAAUAUUGCGCCAAGAAGCUUGCUGCCACUGAUUGUUCUGUUCUCGCAGUCCAUAAUGGGAAAGUGGUCUUUGAGCGACACUCUUCUCUUGUCGAUUCACAAGGUUCGGUUUUUGUUUCCCCUCUUCCAAAAUCCUACCGAAAUUCACCGUCCAAAAAGCACUCAAUGCCUUGUGGGAUUCCUGCAGGGACAGAUUGUGGGAGGAAACCCCGCCAUGGCUUGCUCAACAAGAUCCACAGGUCAAUCUCCUUGCACAAGAACUCCAAAAUCAUGAGCGAAAAUGGUGGCAAUUUGGCGUCAGAUGAUGGUGGCCAGACUUUGCAGCAGGCCUUGGUGAAGGCUCGUUGUAAUAACAGUCUGGAGAAUGUCGUGAUGAAAGAUAGUUGCCUGGUUUGUGGGUCAGAAACCAAAGCAUCUUCUGAUAGACCUUGUAUUGAGGACUCUAAUGGAGAUGAAGGUGAAGGCGGCGACGACUCUUUGGCUAUAGUGGCUGUGCCGAAGGUGGAGGACACUACUACAAGUUCAAUUACUUUGUUGGUGAAGCAAUUGCCUGAAUCAAAACCUGGAUGGCCACUGCUCAGUCAUGUGGUAUCGUCAAAUCAUCAGAAACCUUCCGCGGUGGGCAGAUCGUCGGUUAGGAAGAUCUCUGUGGUUCAAUGGGCACUGAGGCUACCCACUAGGCAGCUCUCUUCAUCGAUUCCCAGUUUGGAGUAUAAAUGUGAGAAAGAUAGUAAUAGUGAUAAGUCUUCUUGUUUGGAUGAAGAAAGUGGUGCAAUUGUUCCUGUUGGUUUUGAGUCGUGGGGGACUUCGCCUUCUCCGGAUCGUAGCUUCAACACUUUGCCUAAAGAAUUGGAGGGCCUUCAUGAGAAAUACUCUGCAACUUGCAGAUUGUUCAAGUUCCUCGAACUCGCCUCGGCCACAUCUAAUUUCUUGCCAGAGAACUUGAUUGGUAGAGGUGGGAGCAGUCAGGUUUACAAAGGCUGCCUUCCAGAUGGGCAGGAACUCGCCGUGAAAAUCUUGAAGCCGUCUGAAGAUGUGUUGAAAGAGUUUGUUCUGGAAAUUGAGAUCAUCACUGCUUUGCAUCACAAGAACAUAAUUUCUCUCCUUGGGUUUUGUUUUGAGGACAAGCAUCUCCUCUUGGUUUAUGACUUGCUGUCCAGGGGAAGCCUAGAAGAGAAUCUUCAUGGUAAUAGGAAAGACAGGAUUGCAUUCUGUUGGGGUGAGAGGUAUAGGGUGGCUGUAGGAGUUGCUGAGGCCUUGGAUUAUCUCCACAAUCACAGUGCUCAACCUGUAAUCCAUAGAGAUGUGAAAUCCUCAAACAUCCUAUUGUCUGAAGAUUUUGAGCCUCAGUUGUCUGAUUUUGGACUUGCUAAAUGGGCAUCAACCACUUCAUCCCAUAUAGUCUGUACUGAUGUCGCUGGAACUUUCGGUUACUUGGCUCCUGAAUACUUCAUGUAUGGCAAAGUCAACGACAAGAUCGAUGUGUAUGCAUUUGGCGUUGUGCUCCUUGAGCUUCUUUCUGGAAGAAAGCCUAUUAGCAAUGAUCACCCAAAAGGUCAAGAGAGCCUGGUUAUUUGGGCAAAACCGAUUCUUCAUGGUGGCAAGGUUACCCAGUUAUUAGAUCCAAGUUUGGGUAGCAACUAUGAUCUUGAUGUGAUUCAAAGGAUGGUCUUGGCUGCUACCCUCUGCAUUCGACGUGCCUCUCGAGCUAGGCCGCCUAUGAGCAUUGUGUCGAAGCUCUUGAAAGGCGACCCCGAAGUAACAAAGUGGGCGAACCAGCAAGUGAAUAUUGCUGCAGAGGACUCCGACUCUCUCGAUGAAGGAUCCAGCCCACGUUCUGACCUCAAAUCGCACCUUAACCUCGCACUGCUCGACGUGGACGACGAUUCACUCUCAAUGAGCAGCAUAGAGCAAAGCUUAUCAUUAGAAGAGUACUUGCAAGGCAGGUGGAGUCGCUCGUCCAGCUUCGACUAACCAGAACUCCUACCAUCCAAAUGGUGGAAGGAAGAAGAGGUGGUCUCCGAGUUCUCUCGGGUAAAACCGAAUUCGUUCACCUCUAUGUAUAUGUGAAAUAUCUUUCACCCUCCCCUUUUAUGAGCUGGGUGUUCUUUCUUUCUUUCUUUCAUUUUGUCUGUCUGGUGUUGGAUGUGAGGUUGUUUGUGGUGGUUCCCCUCCUCCUUCCCCAUUGGCAAGUUUCAGUAGAGAGUGUGAUUCAUGGCUUUUGGCCCUCCUUUCUCAAUAUUUGUUUGAGACAAAGGGCCCAGCCUUUUAGCUUCCUUCUCUGUUGUUUUGUUGCAAGAGCUGUGGGUUUUUGGCUAUGUGCACCCAUCUCUAUUUGUAAGGGUGAUGUUGAUCACAAAAUGGAUCUUCAUUGCAGUAUAUCUAAGUGGGGGGUAAAAAACAGGUAAUAAGAAACAACUUUGGUGAUCCUUUCUUCAACGAGUUGGUUGUUGUUUCAUUUGUUUCCCUCUUAUCUUUUUGUUCCUACCUUGUUUGUUUUGCUCGUUUCAAUUCAAUGUGG